This is a messenger RNA of Corticium candelabrum, 554 nucleotides long. RefSeq names its product transcription initiation factor TFIID subunit 13-like. Gene Ontology annotation, cellular component: transcription factor TFIID complex. The transcript is spliced from 5 exons. Bases 25 to 393 code for a protein of 122 amino acids. Lineage: Eukaryota; Metazoa; Porifera; Homoscleromorpha; Homosclerophorida; Plakinidae. The record is from RefSeq and is a predicted model, not a curated record. Gene Ontology annotation, molecular function: protein heterodimerization activity. Gene Ontology annotation, biological process: transcription by RNA polymerase II.
AUUGUAGCUCUGGUUAAUGGCGACAUGGCGGAUGACGAUUCGGACAGGGAAGAUGCGUCGUCUCAAGAGCCCCAAGCUAAGCGAAAACGCCUCUUCACGAAGGAGUUGCGUUGUAUGAUGUACGGAUUUGGAGACGAUUCAAGCCCGUACACGGAGUCAGUAGACCUUCUAGAAGAUUUAGUUGUUGAUUACGUCACAGCUAUGACACUCAAAGCUCUUACCAUUGGCAAGAAGGGUCGUGUACACGUAGAAGACAUCGUGUUCUUGGUCAGAAAAGAUGCUAAGAAAUAUGGUCGAGUGAAAGAACUACUUAUGAUGAACGAGGAAUUGAAGAAGGCUAGAAAAGCGUUUGAUCACGAUAAUCUGAUAAAGGAAACUGCAGAGGAAAGGUAGUAAGUAAUUGAUCAGAAUUUCAUUUUUGGCAAAUGCCAUCAUACGUCAAACCACUUGUGGAUUGAUUUCUUAUAAUUUAAUAUAUUGGGUGCAGCAGAGAGCAAUGACAGUACAAUAUUAUACUAAUUUCUAUUAGUAAAUGCAAACGUGUGAGAUUCAAA